Molecule: messenger RNA, 2291 nt
Organism: Zea mays
Lineage: Eukaryota; Viridiplantae; Streptophyta; Magnoliopsida; Poales; Poaceae
Exons: 1
Coding region: 766-1281 (171 amino acids)
Molecular function (GO): DNA binding; zinc ion binding
Source: RefSeq, marked provisional
GCCUCGCUCAGGGUUAGGGUUUCCUCUGCUCCCCAUCUCAUUCUUGUUUUUUCAUGUUGGAUUUGUUAGAGAAGGCUUGAUCUAUGCCUGUUGGGGCCCGAUUCGGCGUCCCGGGAUCGAUUGGUGCGGUUUUAUUGACGGGGUGGGGGCAAGAGGUUGCGGUGGUGUUGAUUCGUUGGAUACGGGGAUUUCGGGGACUCGCAUGUUCGUGGGUUGAUUUGGCCUUCGCACUUCGGUUGGUGGUUUCUCUCGGUUCUUCUGUGUGGGGAAAAGAAAACGCGUUUCUUCUCUUUCUUAUUUUUAAAGUUUUAAAAACUGUACAAUGGUUGUUUAUCACUUUGUCUUGUUUAAAAUCAUUAGAUUUGUCGUUCCAUUUUGCCUGAUUUCUCAAAAAGUUUAUAGCACUGUUAGUAGCUAGUGAUUUAAAUGCUCUAUCAUGGUGGAAAUCGUGUGCAUCUGGUUGAGAACGGUGGAUUCGUUAAAUUAACAUCCCUGAUUUGCCUGAUUUCUCAAAAAGUGUAUAGCAGAUUUGAUGCACGUUGUUCUCGAUUUACAUCCCUGAGAAUCUUUUUUCCCUUGUUUUGUAGAGAUUCGGAUUUGAUUAUAUUACCCUGAUUCGUUUAAAAGGAUGGGUUGAGCUGUAUUUGCGCAACAUAUUUUGCGACAGUGACUUCUCUUCCUAAAAAUUAGGGUCUUGUUCCGUCUACCACGAUCCAUUCUUGCUAAGACGGCAUUGAAUGUUUAAUGUGCAGCUUAUAGUCAGUGAUGGAACACAAGGAGGCGGGCUGCCAGCAGCCGGAGGGCCCAAUCCUAUGCAUCAAUAACUGCGGCUUCUUCGGCAGUGCUGCGACGAUGAACAUGUGCUCCAAGUGCCACAAGGAGAUGAUAACGAAGCAGGAGCAGGCCCAGCUGGCUGCCUCCUCCAUCGAUAGCAUUGUCAAUGGCGGUGACGGCGGGAAAGGACCUGUAAUUGCUGCAUCUGUAAAUGUGGCAGUUCCUCAAGUUGAGCAGAAGACUAUUGUUGUGCAGCCCAUGCUUGUAGCUGAAACCAGCGAGGCUGCUGCUGUAAUCCCCAAGGCCAAGGAAGGCCCAGACCGGUGCGCGGCCUGCAGGAAGCGUGUUGGGCUGACGGGAUUUAGCUGCCGAUGCGGGAACAUGUACUGUUCGGUGCACCGCUACUCCGACAAACAUGACUGUCAGUUCGACUAUCGGACUGCAGCAAGGGACGCGAUUGCCAAGGCCAAUCCUGUGGUGAGGGCGGAGAAGCUCGACAAGAUCUGAGGCGGGCAUUGGGGGAGCGAAAUGGUUGCAAUCUGCAAGAAUUCAACAUGCUGUCUUUGCUGCGUUAUCAUUGAAACUUGCCAUUCUUGUCUGCUGCUGCGUCCCGUGAGGUUCAAUACUGUGAUGCACACAGCAUCCAGGCAGCCGCAAGAAUUUCAUCAAAAUGGUUUCCCGUGUUGGCUAUGUCGUGUAAGCUUAAUUCAGUUAUUCAUGGUGGUUUCGGUCGGUAUUGUGGUAUUCCCAUUUAGGUAGCUCUGUAAUGUAUUGCUGUCUCAAGCGUGUUACAUUCCAAUUAGUAAUAGUAAUCAGCAAUUGUCUGCCCCAUAUAUUUUUUAAAAAGUAUGUUCUUGUGAUGUCCCAGCAACAUAUCACAUUCAGUUAAACGCUUUGCAUACGAUUCAUUAUUUCAUUCAGAGGGCCAGAUGCUAGAGGCUGAGAGGUUGUCAUAGUGUUUUCAGGCCACUGCUCUACUAUACCCUUAUGUUAUGUUCAAGUAAUUGUUCAUAUGUGAAGUUAUUGACCAAUCAACUGAUCUUGCUCCUCGUAGGAGGAAGCAACCUCUGCUGCUCGUGUAGAGUCAAGGGUGCAAUAAAGUGGAAUUCUUGUUGAUGAACACUUCAUUUCAUUUUUUUGUUGAUGAACACUUGAUUUCAAAAAUCUUCUUUUAUUUCAGAGCUGUGAUUUUGUAUCAGGACACAGCUUGGUGUUUGAGUAUGCUGAAUCUGGAUUAGCUACAACCUACACAAGCACAAUUUCCUGGUGAAUGUUGACACUAGGUGACCUGAAUUCUCAAGCAAGGCGUUUCAUAUUCUGCAAUCUCUUUCCAGCGUGCGUACAACGGGAACAUGCAGCUCGCCUUUCCGCAUGUGAUUGCAACACGCCUAACUUGUUUUUGUAUGAUUGUCACCUGCAAAGAAUUGGAACAAGUCUAAGCAACUUGUUUUUUGUAUGAUCGCCACUUGCAAAGAAGAUAAUGAUUUGUACGAAAUAGUAUUCUUCUGCUGGGCAUG